AUGUUCUUAAUCGUACACACCUUUAUUUGUCCAAGUGCUGGUGUAAAACACUUGGCUACAAGUACUUGCGACUCAGCUAUAAAAGCUAAACAAAAGCUCGAUUGCGGCAUCAUAAGCACAGAAUAUCGAUCAACGAACAACGCAGGCAGCCGCUCUGGUCCAAUACUAGUAGAUAUGUCUUCAAAGUUUGCAUACUUCCUGGCGGCACUCUUAGCGAUCCUCUGCUUGGCGCAACAUUUCGAGGAUACCUCAGCUGUAAAAGUUCGACGCAUUCAACGCGUGUUGACCCGCGAUGAAAUUGCUGCUAGAAGAGAAACUCAACACAACACCAACAAUCGUUUGAGCUACACGAAGCAAGGUGGCAAUAACGAUGAUGAUGAUGACGAUAACGACAACGAUAACGAUGAUGAUGAUGAUAAUCAUCAUGAAGUAGAUGGAACCGAUGAGGCUAAUGAAGAUUCCUAUAACAAUCCACAAGUUUUGAGAGACGAUGUAGCUGAGAAUGCCGCGGUGGAGGUUGACCAAAAUAGCACUGAAGGUGCAGAGAGUGAAGAGGCGCGUGCCCGUCGUCGUCGUCGACGCCGCGGUG
This is a messenger RNA of Rhagoletis pomonella (apple maggot), 589 nucleotides long. RefSeq lists its product as uncharacterized. The transcript is spliced from 2 exons. Lineage: Eukaryota; Metazoa; Arthropoda; Insecta; Diptera; Tephritidae. The record is from RefSeq and is a predicted model, not a curated record. The annotation marks the transcript as partial.